Molecule: messenger RNA, 567 nt
Organism: Mucor velutinosus
Lineage: Eukaryota; Fungi; Mucoromycota; Mucoromycetes; Mucorales; Mucoraceae
Product: Guanine nucleotide exchange factor for Cdc42p
Exons: 4
Coding region: 1-567 (188 amino acids)
Biological process (GO): protein import into nucleus
Cellular component (GO): nucleus
Molecular function (GO): small GTPase binding; guanyl-nucleotide exchange factor activity
Source: RefSeq, a predicted model, not a curated record
AUGAGUACUCAAGAAUUGUUUGGCGGUGCCAUUGUGGCGCCUGUUCUCGGCUCUUUUGUGGAUGCAAGUCAAUUCCGUCAAAUACCAGACAACCAAGAGGUUUUUGUAGACAUGAAUACACAACAAAGUUUAAUCUUUGAGCUAUUAGAGCAAGUAGAAGCUACAAACGAACAAGUGGCCAAAUAUCACUUUCAACAAUUAGCAGAUGAUAACGAAGCUGCUGAAUCCACAGUAACUAUGGUCGAUAGUUUGAAGCCUCAAGAUGUAUCCCCUCUUUUACCUCAAGAUGCCACUGAGAUCUAUGUCUUGCAAGGCUCUCAAAAGAUUGCUAAAUUCAAUGAAAGCAAUGCAUUCAACACGGUAGAGAUUAUCCUUGUUGUUGUGCGUCUGACCAAGGUUGAAACUGAUUUUGUCAUCUCAGUAAACGCUCCAGUCAAAUUAGCUUCCACCAGCAGCGAGCAAGAAUCUGUCAAUGAAACAAGUGCUGUUACUAUUGACACUGUCAAACAAGAGAUGUUAACUAUUUUGAAAGGCCUUCAAGUCAAAGAUUGGAGCCUUUUUGGUUAA